Molecule: messenger RNA, 2885 nt
Organism: Pelodiscus sinensis (Chinese soft-shelled turtle)
Lineage: Eukaryota; Metazoa; Chordata; Testudines; Trionychidae
Source: RefSeq, a predicted model, not a curated record
UCCACAUCCUUUCUAUAGUGGGGGGCCCAGAACUGGACACAAUACGUCCAGAUCUGGUGAGGACCAGAGCCGAGUAGCUGCAGGAACCUAAAUUUAAACACCUACAUCCAUGCUCAGGCAGCAUAAUUAGUGGCUUGUUUCUUGAAAACACUGGGAGCUCAGAACUGAAUCCCGUUGUUACAGGUGCAGUAAUGUUGAAACUCAAAUCAGGUGUUGAGAUAAAUGAAUGUGGAUUUGGCAUCUAAGUUGUGUGCUUUUUAUGGAAUAUCUAGACUCAGCAUUUGCCCACAGUGGCAGAGUCUAGCAUGUGUGUCACCAGGGACAGAGACUAGGCAGAAUGGGGGUGUGGAAAAGAAUCAGAGUCCUUUCUGAAAUGUCUCCCAUUGCCUUUCUCCCUCUGACAGGCUGCAGAACACCCAUGUCUGUCUCCAGUUCAGUCCCUGGCCUGCAGAGCCAGGGACAUGAAAUGGCUGUGGCGGAGCCGGUUAGCUUCGAGGAGGUGGCUGUGUAUUUCUCUGAGGAGGAAUGGGCUCUGCUGGAUCCUGGCCAGAGAGCCCUCUACAGGGAUGUGAUGCAGGAGAAUUAUGAGGCUGUGAGCUGGCUGGGAUUUCCAGUCUCCAAAGCUCAUGUGAUCUCUUGGGUGGAGCGAGGGGAGGAGCUGUGGGUCCCAGAUCUCCAAGGCUGUGAGGAAGGGGAGAUAUUCAAUGACUCCCACACAGCAGGUGAUGGGAUGCUGAGGGAGAACAACGAGGAGAGUCUUCAGCAGGCAGGACUGGAGCAAGUUGCUCCACAUGGGAUGUUACUAGGAAGAUCUGAAGGGCAUGUUUCCCAGAAUCCUGAGCAGGGAAAGACAUGUGAGAAUCAUCUUAGCCCAGAAAAGCAACAGGGAAUUCAUGCAGUGGAAGGAUGGGGUAAAUCUAGUCAUAGGAACAGAGGUGUGAAAAGAAACAAAGACACUGUUAAACAGAAAAUCCCUCAUCAAGAGGGACCCUACACUUGCAGCGACUGUGGGAAAAGUUUCCAAUGUCAACAGGUCCUCCUUUUACACCAGAAAAUCCACAUAGGUGAGAAACCCUUCAACUUGUCUGACUGUAGUAAUAACUUCAAUUGGACCUCCAAGCUUAUUACCCAUCAGGGAAUGCAUCCAACUGAGCAACUCUGUGAGUGCCCUGACUGUGGGAAAAAGUUACAUUGCCGAUUAGGUGUUACUGAACACAAGACAAACCAUAGAGCAGAGAAACCAUUCAAGUGCAGUGACUGUAGGAAAAGCUUCAAUGAGCACUCAUGUCUUCUUGGACAUAAGAAAAUCCACAGAGUGGAGAAACCCUUUGACUGCUCUGACUGUGGGAAAAGCUUCAGUAGGAGGUCAAAUCUUGUUACUCAUAGGAGAAUCCACACAGGGGAGAAACCCUUCAGCUGCUCUCACUGUGGCAAAAGCUUUAGUAGGCGCUCGCUUCUUAAGACUCAUUGUGCAAUCCACACAGGUGAGAAACCCUUCAAUUGCUCUGAGUGUGGGAAAAGCUUCAGUCAGAACACAAGCCUGAUUAAACAUCAGAGAAUCCACACAGGCGAGAAACCAUUUAGCUGUUCUCAGUGUGGGAAAAGCUUUAGUGGGCACUCACUUCUUAAGAUUCAUUGUGCAAUCCACACAGGGGAGAAACCCUUCAAUUGCUCUGAGUGUGGGAAAAGCUUCAGUCAGAAUGCAACCCUGAUUAAUCAUCAGAGAAUCCACACAGGAGAAAAUCCCUUCAACUGUUCUCAUUGUGGGAAAAGCUUUAGUCGGCGCUCACUUCUUAAGGCUCAUUAUACAAUCCAUACAGGGGAGAAACCCUUCAGUUGCUCUGAGUGUGGGAAAAGCUUCAGUCAGAACGCAUACCUGAUUAAACAUCAGAGAAUCCACAUAGGACAAAAACCCUUUAGCUGCUCUCACUGUGGGAAAAGCUUUAGUCGGUGCUCACAUCUUAAGACUCAUUCUACAAUUCACACAGGGGAGAAACCCUUCAGCUGCUCUCACUGUGAGAAAAACUUUAGCCGGAGCUCACUUCUUAAGACUCAUUGUGCAAUCCACACAGGGGAGAAACCCUUCAGUUGCUCUGUGUGUGGGAAAUGUUUCAGUCAGAAUGCAAGCCUGAUUAAACAUCAGAGAAUCCAUACAGGGGAAAAACCCUUCAACUGCUGUCACUGUGGGAAAAGCUUCAGUCAUAACGCAAACCUGAUUAAACAUCAGAGAAUCCAUACAGGGGAGAAACCCUUCAACUGCUCUGUGUGUGGGAAAAGCUUCAGUCAGAACACAAACCUUAUUAAUCAUCAGAGAGUCCACACAGGGGAGAAACCCUUCAACUGCUCUCACUGUGGGAAAAGCUUUAGUCGACGCUCACAUCUUAAAAGCCAUUGCAGAGUUCACACAGGGGAGAAACCUUUCAACUGCUCUGAGUGUGGGAAAAGCUUCAGUCAGAACACAAGCCUGAUUAAACAUCAGAAAAUUCAUGCAGGAGAGAAACAUUUCAACUGCUCUAACUGAGCAAAAAUGUUCAAUCGUAGCUGAUAGGUUUUUGAACAUCAGAGAACCAACAUAGUUGAGAGGCCUUUUAAUUGCUCUUACUGUGGGAAAAUGGUCUUAAGUUGCAGUGAAGGAGGUUUAGGUUAGACAUUAGGAAAAACCUGAUAACUGUCAGGGUGGUGAAACACUGGAAUAAAUUGCCUAGGGAGGUUGUGACAUCUACGAGGCCAUGUAACCGUGUGUUUCCAGUUUUGCUAAUCACAAUAGGACAAAAAGUUAAUAUACCGUAACAGGGAUUUGCGUAGCUUUUUACGAUUGCUUUUCCAGAAGAGGCUUUUCCAAUAUUUGGCCCCAUGUAAAUGGGGUCUAAUGGCAGAAAAGCCUC